Messenger RNA from Sceloporus undulatus (fence lizard), 1900 nucleotides. RefSeq names its product ceramide kinase (gene CERK). The coding region runs from base 163 to 1803 and encodes 546 amino acids. The transcript has 13 exons. Gene Ontology annotation, molecular function: kinase activity. The record is from RefSeq and is a predicted model, not a curated record. Lineage: Eukaryota; Metazoa; Chordata; Lepidosauria; Squamata; Phrynosomatidae.
AUUCUGAAGGAUAACAGACUCUAAUAAAGCGCAGCAGCAGCAGCAGCAGAAAGAGGCAUCGGGCCAUCCUCCUCCUCCUCCUCCUUCCUGCCAGCCAGCCAUGUCUCCCGGGAAGAGGACGCGGAGGACGCGGAGGAGGAGGGCCCAGUGAGCGCCGGGGCCAUGGGCGAGCGGUCCCCUUCUCCUCCUCUUGGUCCUGCUGCUGGCCGGCGGACCCGGCUCUCCUCCUCGCUGGUGCUGGGGCAGCGCGUCCGGGAGGUCACCCUCGACCCAGAGCGGGGGGUCUUGGCCUGGCGGGACCCAGAGCCACGGCCGCGGAGGGGAAGGAGAGAAAGUUGUGCUGUGCCCACAUCUGAAAUCAUUGCUGUCGAGGAAACAGAAAUUGAUAAGAAACAAUCUAAAACAGCGAAAUGGCAAAAAAUGUCAAAACCACAUGCAUUCACAGUGUACCAUGUGAAGAGGGCACAAAAUCACUGCUGGCAGUGCAACGAUGUAACAUUCUGGUGCAUUGACGAACAUCUUUGUAAUCGGUGGAUACUUGCACUAAAGGAAUUACUUGAUUUACAGACCUCUAGACCAAAGCACUUGCUUGUAUAUAUUAAUCCCUAUGGUGGAAAGAAACAAGGAGAAAAGAUAUACGAACAAAAAGUAGCUCCCCUCUUUAGUCUGGCUUCCAUCACCACUGAUGUCAUAGUUACUGAACAUGCCAAUCAUGCUAAGGAUAAUUUAUUAGAAGUCAAUCUAGAUAAAUAUGAUGGUGUUGUUUGUGUUGGUGGGGACGGAAUGUUCAGUGAAGUGAUGCAUGGUCUGAUUGGAAGAACACAGAAGGAUUAUGGCAUAGAUCAAAAUAAUCCCAAAGCAUCCUUAGUCCAAUGCAAUAUCAGGAUUGGCAUAAUCCCUGCUGGUUCAACAGACUGCAUAUGCUAUGCAACAGUUGGCAUCAAUGAUCCAGUAACAUCAGCAUUACAUAUCAUCAUUGGAGACACACAACCUUUGGAUGUCUCUUCAGUACAUCGCAAUAAUACAUUUCUGAAAUACUGUGUAUCUCUAUUGGGUUAUGGUUUUUAUGGAGAUGUUUUAAAAGACAGCGAAGCAAAGCGCUGGAUGGGUCCUGUCAGAUAUGACUACUCAGGUUUCAAGACCUUUCUGUCUCAUCAUUACUAUGAAGGAACAGUGUCCCUUCUACCAGCAACACACACUGUGGGAUCUCCAAGAGAUAAUAAACACUGCAGAACUGAGUGCCGCAUUUGCAAGCAAAGUAAACAACAGCUGGAGAAGGAGCAGCGAAAGUAUGGAAAGGAGAUUAAAGGGGAAGGAGAAUGGAAGGUUAUUAGAGGAAAGUUUCUAGCCAUCAAUGCAGCAAAUAUCAGUUGUGCUUGUCCACGGAGUCCGAAAGGCCUUUCACCAGCUGCUCACUUGGCAGAUGGCUCUGCAGACCUCAUUCUAGUUCGCAAAUGCUCCCGAUUAAAUUUUCUAAGGUACCUCGUAAGGCAUACUAACCAGGAUGACCAGUUUGACUUUGCAUUUGUGGAAGUUUAUCGGAUUAAGAAGUUUCAGUUCACAUCAAAGCAUUUUGAAGAUGGGGACAAUGAUGCCAAUGAUUUGCAGAAAAAACACUUUGGACAGUUCUGCAGAGACCAUCCUGCUUGCUGCUGCAUCCUUCCCAACAGCACUUGGAACUGUGAUGGAGAAACUCUAGAUAGCUCAACAAUUGAAGUCGAGGUUCACUGUCAAUUAAUGAAACUCUUUGCAAGAGGAAUAGAAAAGUCCAAACAUCAAUCAACUUACAAGCAACUGAAGUGAUUAAGUGAAGUCAACUCUCCCUGAAAACUAAGCAACAGAUAGCAACUGCCUAGUCAAAUAGCAUUUCAGGCAUGCUAAUAAAUGUUUUCAAAUGGAA